AUGUAUAACGAGAUCGAAGGGAAAUAUGAUGACGUCGCCAUCAAUAUGUUCAAAAGGGGCUUGCCGACAGAACAUGGUUUAAGAAAGUCCCUCACUGGAAAGCCAGUCACCAACGUGCGCCAACUCAUGGACAGAAUCGACAAGUAUAAAAGGGUCGAGGAGGAUCAGCAGAUGGGAAAAGGUAAAGCGAAGGUCGUCCCUCAGGAGAGGAAGGACUUCAGGUCGGAACGAUUUAACAACAGUAACAGACCGAGAAGGGACUAUAUAGAUCAGUCUGAAUCUACUGGGGCUCAGGCAGUCCAUACUGUGUUCCGAGAACCUCUUCACAAGAUCCUAGAGAAGGUGAAGUAUGAGCCUUUCUUCCAGUGGCCGAACAAGAUGGCUGGCGACCCUUUGAAGCAUAAUCAGAACCUGUAUUGCGCAUACCAUCAGGAGCCAGGUCACACUACUGAUGAUUGCAGGAACCUGAAGAACUAUUUAGACCGGCAAGUCCGAGAAGGGAAGCUGAGACAUCUGCUGCAUCGCUCUGAAGGAUGGCAAGAACCAUCAAACAAUGAAACCAGACAAAGUACGUUGAGGCCACCCAUUGGCACAAUUAAUGUCAUUCUCGCUGCACCUGGAAGGACAGGCUCUAUCCCCUUCAGGGUAAUGUCAGCGAGCAAUUUCCCGACUAAGCCAGAUGACAGGGAAUCCAAGAGGGCUAGAAUGAGCGCCACGCCAUUAAUCAGGUUCACGGAGGAAGACAAACAAGGAACUAUCUAA
This is a messenger RNA of Quercus lobata, 762 nucleotides long. RefSeq lists its product as uncharacterized. The record is from RefSeq and is a predicted model, not a curated record. Bases 1 to 762 code for a protein of 253 amino acids. Lineage: Eukaryota; Viridiplantae; Streptophyta; Magnoliopsida; Fagales; Fagaceae. The transcript has a single exon.